Molecule: messenger RNA, 729 nt
Organism: Protobothrops mucrosquamatus (brown spotted pit viper)
Lineage: Eukaryota; Metazoa; Chordata; Lepidosauria; Squamata; Viperidae
Product: visual pigment-like receptor peropsin
Exons: 5
Coding region: 1-729 (242 amino acids)
Biological process (GO): G protein-coupled receptor signaling pathway; visual perception
Cellular component (GO): membrane; photoreceptor outer segment
Molecular function (GO): G protein-coupled receptor activity
Source: RefSeq, a predicted model, not a curated record
AUGACUGUGGAAAGUAAUAGUGAGCUUCCAUCGGCCUUUUCACAGAAGGAACACAACAUUAUUGCAGCAUACUUGAUCGCAGCAGGAAUCAUAAGUCUUCUCAGUAAUGUUGUUGUUUUAAGCAUCUUCAUUAAAUUUAAGGAACUUCGAACACCAAGCAAUACUAUUAUCAUUCACCUGGCUUUUACGGAUAUUGGAGUGAGUAGUAUUGGCUAUCCCAUGUCUGCAGCUUCAGAUCUGCAUGGAAGCUGGAAAUUUGGCUACCUGGGUUGCCAGAUUUAUGCUGCUUUGAAUAUCUUCUUUGGAAUGGCAAGCAUUGGUUUGCUUACUGUUGUCGCCAUAGAUCGUUACUUGACAAUCUGCAAGCCACAAAUAGGUAACAGACUAACUACUCACAACUAUAUUGCCCUGAUUUUUGCUGCCUGGACCAAUGCAGUCUUUUGGGCCUCCAUGCCUGUGGUAGGAUGGGCAAACUAUGCCCCAGAUCCAACUGGAGCUACCUGUACCAUAAACUGGAGAGAAAAUGACACGUAUGUUCUUUUUAUAAUGUCUGUUGUCAUGAUUUUGAUGUUUCUGCUGGCUUGGUCUCCAUAUUCUAUUGUGUGUUUAUGGUCUGCAUUUGGAGACCCCAAAAAAAUUCCCCCCACCAUGGCAAUCAUAGCCCCAUUGUUUGCAAAGUCAUCUACCUUCUAUAAUCCCUGCAUUUAUGUGAUUGCAAACAAAAAGUAA